CUAUUUUGUCUUCAAUGGUUAACCAUUUAAAAAUGGCUUCAUUCAUGUGUACUUUUGAAAUUUAUAUGAAGUGGUGUACUCAUAAUAAUGUUUGUAAUUAUAGAAAAUAAAAUUACUAUAUAAUAUCAUAAAUUUGUAAUUACUUUCGACAGGAUGAAUACUAGAAAUAUUGAUUUGUUACCUGAAUUUGAAUCUGCCUUUACUGAACAAAAAUGGGACAAAUUGCUGAGUCUUCUGAAACCUAAACUGUUCAGAACCCUUGAAUCAGAGGGAAUAAUUGCCUUUUCAAUUGUAGCUAAAACAGCAGAAAUUCUUACAACAGAAGACUGUUUUGUUCCUAAUAACAUAAAAGUUGCAUGCUUAAAAUGUUUGGGAAAUUCCUGUUUGAAUGAUUAUAGACAUAAAGAAUAUAAUUAUACUGAUAUUAAAUGUGGAGUUUAUUGUCAUGAAUUAUAUGUCAAACUAGCUACAAGUAAUGAAAAUUUAAAACAAAUAGAAAUCUCAAAUUUGUAUCCAUUUCAUUCACAUUUUCCUUAUGAAGGAAUUAUUGAAUGGACAGUGAAUUUUAUUAAAUCUUGUGAAGUUUGUGAAAAUACAAUAGAUGAAGAAUUAGAAAUACUUAGACUAAGUAUUCAGUUUUUAUGUAAUCUAUUUACGUUUGCGUAUAAAAGCAAUAGUUUUCCAGAUCAAUGUGAUAUACCUAAGUUUUUAUACGAUACUAGUUUAAAAGAUGUAAUAAUGAAUCUAACUCAUUCUAAUCAUAUUUCACUUGUUAGAGCUUCUUGUAUAUUUAUACAUAACGCCUUGAAAGAAUUUGAAAGGAAAAUUUUUACAGAUCAAGAAAAACUUCUGUUAUAUUCACAACUUUUAAAGCCAAUUAAAGAAGGUUUUGAUAGCGCAAAGGAGGCUCUAAUGAUGUUAUUAUGUGAAUCAAAUAUAUUCAAAAAUGCCUAUGACAAUCUGAAUAUUGAAGACAAAUUAUAUUUAUUGGAAAUAAUACACCAUGAAAUCUCAGAUUCAAUAUAUAACUCUAAACAGGAGCAUCAAUUUAUAGAAGACAUAAUUAUGUUUCUAGCAGAAAGAUUUUGUAGAAUGAGCAAUUUAAUUUUAAACACAGUUAAUUCAUAUUCAGAUGAUGUGGAAACUACAGAAAUCAUUGUUCUCCUUGACAUUCUUGGGACUAUAACUUCUGGCUCAUCAAAAGAAUAUCAAUCCAUAAAAAAUUAUAAAAGUUUACUUAUUGAUUGUACCUAUCUUUUGAAAGCUAUACAAAUGAUUGGUAGAGAAUCAAAUAAUUUCUUCACUCCAAUGCAAAAGUUAAGUGAUAUAGCACAAAUGAUACAAGAAUCUAAAAACAAUGAAUCGAAAGAAGAUUCAGACACAAAGAAAACAGAGAAUGAGGAAAAAAUAGAGGAAAAAAGUUUAAAUUGUCACCCUGCUUUUGGUUUCAAAGCAAGAUUAAUAAGAAUUAUUGGAAAUAUGUCAUACAGAAGUAAAGAAUGUCAAAAUCUCCUCCGUGAAAUGGACGCCAUUCCUCUGCUUCUGGACUGUUGCAAUAUAGACGCGAGGAAUCCACUUAUAAUGCAAUGGACGAUCCUCGCCAUGCGGAAUUUAUGCGAGGAUAAUCCGGAGAAUCAAGAGAUUGUGCGGAAUUGCACCAGGAUCGGAGUUGUGGAGAACAGCGUGCUCCGGGAAAUGGGCGUGACGUUGCACGAGGACGAGGCCGGUCAAAAAAUUGGAAUCGUGCCUUUGCCCCGUGACAAGUAAACUACGGAUUUUUAUUGCAAAUUCACUGUUUUGAAUUAAAAGUGAAAUUGAAUAGAAACUACCUUUUUUUUUAUUUAACCGCGUUUCACUCGUUUUUAUGCAAACUUGUGGCUUUGUAAAAUAAUUUACUGAAACUGAGAAUAUAACCUUCAUUAGCAUAAAACACGAUAUAUUUAACCUCGUGCAUAUUUUUCAGAAAGAUUCUAAAAAGAUAAAAAAGUAGUCAAUUCAUCUAUAUUUAAGAAUAUUGUUUAAAACAUGUGUUUAAGGAUUAUCUUUUUUAUAUCUUAUUGAUACAGGUUAUUUAUUGUUCAAACAUGUUUCUUUUCGCUCAAUAUUUGACCGAUAAAGUGAUUAUCAUUAUUGUUAUACAGAAAGCGGCUUCAAAUGGAAAUUAUAGCGCCAACAGGUUUCGAGUAAAAUAAAAAUGUCAUAAAAAUUUAUUAGCCUGUAUUUGACGCUUGGCUUUGGGCAGACGCGUAUGUCAUAAACGCUCUAAAUCCGCGGUCUAAUUGCUGAACAGUGUUAGCCUACACUGUUGGCUAUCAGCCAACUUACACGCGUAGUUAUGGAUCCGGCGGAUCGUUUUCUUCAAACGAGAUCGCAGGUUAGCCGUACGGUUACAGGCUCAGCGUUAAUUAUUUUACUAUUUACUGGCACGCGGCUGGUGUGUACCGAUAGCUCACCGGAUAAGGUAUCGCUGAUCUCUUUAUCGAGAGUUAGGCGCAAUAAUUAUUCGAGAGAGUUAGGCCGACUACGGGGACCGUAUUCCCGCCGCGUGUCGACUGUAAAAUAAGCCCGCAAUUAUAGUACAUGAUAGGUACCAUUACAUGAAAUAUGAUAUCGUAUUGCAUAAAGAGACAUUAUAUCUGCAUUCAUGGCUGAGUGAUUUACGGUACAAUGAGAGCCGCCGCGGAGUUCACGGUCUAUUAGCAGUUACUAAUGCAGCUGCGCCGAUCCGUGCGCGCGCCGUAUCCAUCGCGCGAAUCCGUUUUCGACGGUGAAUCCGAUUCCGUGAUUGAUUAUCGAUUUUUGAUAAUGAAAAACAUUACGAAAUGAAACAUGUCGGUUUGAACCGUAAGUGAUGAUUUAUUAUUAAUAAUAUUAUCGUUGGUAGCAAGUGUUUACCAUUAAGGAAAGUUGAAUUUGCUUUUUAGAGUAAUUUAUAUUGAAUGCAGUUGAAUGAAAGUUUAUAUUUUUUAUUAAGAAUUUUGAUGGUUUAAGUUAAAAAUAUUAUUGAACAGUUUUAACGUUUUGAUAAGUGGAUUUUUAAAAAUUUUGUUAGCGAGUAAGGUAGCUAUUAAGGUAAGCUUAGGAAGCUGUAUAAAGUGAUUUCAAUUUUAUUUCUUCCUCUAUUCAGUUUCACCACCAUUAACUUUCCAAGCGCAACUCAUUAAUUAUCCUAUUUUUCUCGUCUGUUCAUAUUUAUAAAUCGAUGCAUAUUUUGAGGCGGGGGAAGAAAAAGUGAGGAAGAAAGUGUAAUUUAACCAACUGGGUCUAUAAUUUGCAAGAAUGUCGUAUCGAUGGAAUCGAGAGUGACUCUCUAAAGUCUGAAGAUAUUAAAAUAUGAGAAAAAUAAAUGUUGUACGAUGAAAAAUAAAUUGUAGGUAGCUAUCAAUCUUAUAAUAAAUUUUAUGGUCGAUUGAUAUUGGAAUUUGUUGGAUUAAAAGUGAGAUGAAUUUGAGAAAUUGUACUAUUCUUAUGUUUCCGUUUUCACUUUUCUUUUAUUCAAACGCAUGCUGAUUAUUAGGUAUCUAGUCAGUUAAUUGACACUGUGAACGAUGCUUUCGCUGUGCACUGUUUAAUUCGCAUACCUUGUGAUUAUUAAUAUCCUUUAAUACAUAUCAUUAUCCCGUUUACUUCACGUAAAUCGAUUAUGCCGGAAGUACUGAACCAGCUGCCAUUUUCCUUUCUAAUGAAGUACCACCAACGUCGCGUGGUAUUGGGCGUAACUCCAUGACAACUUUUAUGUGAAACCUUUUUUCUGAGAUGACAAGUAUUCUGGAAUCGUUUAAUAAUCAUAAUUUAUUUAACGGUAGCCUUUUAACGCAUAAGAGAAAUAUCUAGUAAUAAUCAUACCGUGGAUACUGUAACGCGAGCAAAAAGCAUUUGAAGAAAGUUAAUGAUACAGAAUGAGACGAAAAGAACAUUUGCAUCCAUGUGAAGUAGUAUAUAGAAACACAACAGUAUACAAUAAAAAUUCCAUUAAAUUCAUA
Messenger RNA from Nomia melanderi (Alkali bee), 3983 nucleotides. Its product is annotated as ataxin-10. Lineage: Eukaryota; Metazoa; Arthropoda; Insecta; Hymenoptera; Halictidae. Gene Ontology annotation, cellular component: cytosol. The record is from RefSeq and is a predicted model, not a curated record. Gene Ontology annotation, biological process: neuron projection development.